Molecule: messenger RNA, 2109 nt
Organism: Trichoderma gamsii
Lineage: Eukaryota; Fungi; Ascomycota; Sordariomycetes; Hypocreales; Hypocreaceae
Exons: 8
Coding region: 1-2109 (702 amino acids)
Biological process (GO): DNA-templated transcription; positive regulation of transcription from RNA polymerase II promoter by galactose
Cellular component (GO): nucleus
Molecular function (GO): zinc ion binding; RNA polymerase II cis-regulatory region sequence-specific DNA binding; DNA-binding transcription factor activity, RNA polymerase II-specific
Source: RefSeq, a predicted model, not a curated record
AUGGCAGACCAACUCUCAUCGAUCACUGAAGCGGCCCCUAUCAGAGACUUGUCAACGCCUCCAUUGCCUAGGGCAAAACGACGGAAGACGCAGCAAGCGUGUAGUAAUUGCCGGGGCCGGAAGACGAAGUGCGAUGGACAAUAUCCCAUCUGCGCUGCCUGCGAGAGACGCGGCGUAGCUAUGACAUGUGUUUAUGAGCGUCCACAACCUGCGCCGCAUUCACAAAGGUAUGCGGAUCUGGAAAGCCGACUACAACGAUUGGAGCAAGGCGAGAACAGUGAACGGCCGAGUGUGUCAUUGGACAUUAGAAGUUUGCAGCCUCCCCGCUUUGGUCCAGAUAUAAACCUAGCAGAUGAUGAUUCUUUACCUCCAAGCAAUGCGAGUGGUAUCGUCGGUCACGAUGAUUCCCCACAUAAUCUUGCUCAUCAGCAGGUCGACGCAUUGGCCACUGUUUCUCCUGACGACAAUGGCAGUUGUGUUUAUGGCGAAUCUUCUACUAUUGCCUUCGUACGAGAAUUUACUCAAAAGACUCCGUCGGAUAGCACCGCGGCGCAGCACAAACAUCAAAGUGGCCAGGCUGCUCAUGGGUCCGCUCGGGUGCAGUCACCUGCUGUGCUUACACCGCUUGACAUAUCUUUAGGGAGUAAAGAUAAUCUUGCUAUCCUCCCUCGUCGUAGCAAUGCAGACGACUUUCUGCGUUGCUAUUUCGAGUUUAUUCAUCCGCUGUUUCCGCUCCUUCACAAAGACUCAUUUAUCGCACAGUAUAACCGACUGUGGCUCCCUUACGACAAUUCGCAGUCUGGCAAAGAGGAUUUAGUAUUCAUGUGUAAUCUGAAUCUUGUCUUUGCUUUAGGGUGCCAAUUCAGUAGCCUGGCUCAUACAAAUAACAGAGCUUCAACCGCAAAUCAAUUCUAUAAAAUGUCCCGACAAGUAUUGCUCUAUGAUAUUUUGGGCACAACCUCGGUGUCGGUGGUACAGUGGCUUCUUUUGAGCGGAGUGUAUCUCCAAUCAACAGAAUAUGCAAGCCACUGCUGGAACUCAAUAGGACUUGCUAUUCGCCUUGCACAAAGUCUGGGACUACAUCUGGAACAUCCGGGUUCAAAAUCGGAGAGCCAGCUCAACCGAGAAAUGAGACGGAGAAUCUGGCAUACCUGUGUUGUUUUAGACAAACUGUUAGCUAUGACUUUCGGCCGUCCAGCUAUGGUGAAUAGGUCUUACGGUACUCCAAUGCCUUCUUUGAUUGAUGAUGAAUAUCUGCGCACAGAUGGUGAUGGCGUCCAACCAAACGGAGCGAACUCCCGAAUGGGCCUGUUUGUGUAUUCCUGCAAGCUUUUCGAAGUCUUGGACGAUAUAUUGUCAACAUUCUAUUCAGUCGACGCUUCUGCGGACCCUGUUUCUGAAUCUCGCUUGCAAGACAUGGUAUCAGAAGUGCUAAGUUUCAACCGCCGCUUAGACAACUUUAUCACUUCGUUACCUGACUAUCUUAGAACAGCACAAAGUUUCCAGGUCGUUAUGACGGAGAGAAAUAGCUGGACAAAUCUUCAGCAACAAGUCCUCUAUUGUCGAUUCCUAUAUACUAAACUAUUGUCUUUACGCCCCUUGCUGCUCUUGGCGACAAAGCGAGGUCCAAAAGAUGCCGUAGUGGCCUCGACAGAGGAGAAUUUAUCGUUACUCGACGAUUAUAUCAUUAGCCGUUAUUGCGAUCUUUGCAUUAACACAGCGCAUCGCCUGAUUGAGACAAUUUUUGAGCAUCUGGAUACCGCUUACAAAAGCUUUGGUUGGCACUCGGUAUAUUUUACAUUUGCCGCUGCCACCAUUCUCCUCGCUUCCAUGAGACUACCAGAAGGGAACAUCCAAACUGCGUCACGUGCGAUACAAGUUUUGGAAGCUCUCAGAUGUCAGAUCCAUGGAGGACAUCCCGAAGAGACUGACACGCGGAGCUCCAUCGAUGAUACGCCAGUCAGCGAUGAGCAAAUGAAAACCGAGAUGCCUUUAGACUUUACCAACCAACUCGACUUCAGCCAGUUCAAUCCUUUCGGAAGUUAUAAUCUGUAUGAUGCUUGGUUCGGCCAGCACCUCAUCAACUUAGAUGCCUUGGAGAUGAGUUGA